Funneliformis geosporum is the source of this 1731-nucleotide messenger RNA. Lineage: Eukaryota; Fungi; Glomeromycota; Glomeromycetes; Glomerales; Glomeraceae. The record is from the annotation of a GenBank genome assembly.
AUGCCUGCUUCAAAGUCUAUGAAACCAAAAACUACUCGCUAUAAUGCGAUUGAAACUCGCCCGAGUUCAGUUGAAAAGAAUAAUUCUUCUGAAACUCAGGCAACUGAGUUAGAUAUACAGAAACAAGAGUUUAAAAUGAUGAUUUGCGUCAUUGAAGAGGCGAUUAAACAAAGGAAAGAGGACAACAAUGGCCCUUUCUAUGAGCUGAUUCGUCAAAUAAGCAAUUCUUCGAAUAUUAAUCCAAAUCCAAAGAAAUUAAAGAUUUGGUGUUUAGCACUCUCUCGAACUUCACAUAAAUUCGAUGCAACUUGUUCAGAUCUCGUUUAUACUUUAUUGAAUUUAAAUUGGGCAGAUCACGACAAUAAUUUGGCCAUAGCAUAUGUAAUUUUGUUAACCAAUUUAGUGGCCGCUUAUCCGUCUUGUACUGAAGCCAUGUUGGAAAUGUUAGUCAAAAAUUUUCUUUAUAAGGAGGAUAAAGAACUCGAAGUACUGGAAAUGGAAAAGGCACAUGGCAAGGUACAUUAUGCGAUUAAAAAUCUUGUUCCUAGGAUACCGCAGGGAGAAAAAGAACUUUUUCAUAUAUUAUAUAGGGGAUUUCCGCACAAACGAGAAUCUCUUGGAGCAUAUAUAGUGUACGUAAAAAAUUUACUGCAACUGAUUGAAUAUUCACCCUCCUUACAACAUAAAAUCUUGACUCUAAUAUUCGAACGUAUGAUUGAACUUGAUACCGAAGUUCAAGGACAAAUCGAUGAGAUUGAAGAUAUGGAAGAAGGUCUAGAUGAAUUUAAUGUAGGCCUUUACAGUACUCGAUGCGGAUCGACUGAUUUUUACAAAUUAAGACCUGAUUUUGAAGACUAUAAUGACGUAAACGCGGAGUAUUUUGAUUUGGAUAUCGAAGAUUCCGCACCUGUUGUUAUUGCUGUUGAUAUUGCAAACGGAAUCCAAAAAUUGGAUUGUAUUAUCAAACUGAUUUUGGACUACCUAGACUAUUCUCAUAAAAACGGAACCCAAGAACAACGAAUGAAAUUAACCGAAACUAUCUUCACGAUAUUCGAGAAAUUUAUAUUAUAUACUAUCAAAUCACGAUAUAUACAAUUUAUACCAUUUUGGUAUUUCUCAUUGGAUAAAAUGUAUGCGCGUCGAUUCAUCAAAUUACUUCUCCAUAAAUCAAUCAACGAUGAAGGAAAGGAAAUCAUUCAAAAAGCUGCUACACAAUACAUUGCAUCAUAUAUUGCCCGUGCAAGAUAUUUGGAUGUUGAUGAUGUCAUGCAAUGCAUGCGCGCAUUAACACAAUGGGCAACAGAGUACGUUACGACACAUAAAAAUAUCAUUCGUAUCUCAGAUGAGUCGAAGCAUGAAAAAUUUUAUCGCGUUGUACAAACGGCGAUGUACAUUUUUUGUUUUCGGUGGAAAGACUUUUGUGAAAUCAAUUCGGAAAACAAAAUUUGGAGCAAAGAAGCAGAAGAAUUAAAGGAAAUUAUUGGAUCAAUUUUUUGCCCUUUAAAAUGUUGUGUUAAGAAUACGGUUAAGAUGUUCUCCUUCAUUUCAAAAGCCGUAGGGUUUAUGACUUGCGAGGAGUAUACUCGUAUAGACAAUAGAAAUUAUUCUAUCUUAUCAAUGGAGGAAUAUUUCCCAUAUGAUCCUUUCCGUCUAAAAACUUCACAAGCUUAUUUGGAAGGAUUAUAUCAAGUUUGGGAGGGAUUCCCAGAAGGAUUAAAUGAGGAGGAAUGA